AUGAACGGUAGGUAUCAGUUUCCUUUUUCUACGAAUUUUGUUGGUUCUAUUUUUGGCACAAGUGUAAGCAUCAUUUCAGCAUAUUCUUUGGACGGACUAGUCGUUGUAGCUCUUCUUAUCAUCUGCUCUUGUGCUUACUUGAAGAGAGUUCCCCGAAUCCAUAGCUGGCUUCUUUCUGAGAAGAAAGGCUUCCUUGGAGUGUUUUACAAGACUACUUUGCCAAAAGGCGUGAAGCAGAAGAUGAAGAAACCAAAACCAAAUGGUCCCAAGCGCGGCCAUAAUCUGUAUAUUGCCCCUAAGAAACAAAAUCUUCUGCAGCAGGAUAAAGUAGCUGCAGAAGUGACAAGAGUAAUUAACGAGAAGAAUGAAGAGAUGGUGAAAGGUCGCGCCGACACGGCUGUUGGUCGCAAUAAAACUGAAUGA
Cylicostephanus goldi is the source of this 423-nucleotide messenger RNA. NCBI's taxonomy places the organism in Eukaryota, Metazoa, Nematoda, Chromadorea, Rhabditida, Strongylidae. The record is from the annotation of a GenBank genome assembly.